CUAUACAUCAUUUUAUAUUUUCAUACAGAUUUUAUAAUAAAUGGAUCAGUUAAAACAUCUGUUAAUAUAUAUGUAGAUACAUCGGAUGGGAUAGGCGUUUUGUCUAUUAAAUAAGCCAAGUGUAUCAAUUUUGUUGCAGUCACUGGACUAUAUUUUUGAGUAUUUAUCUUUAUUUUAUCUUGGGUACUCAGCUGUUUAUUUGUACGCAAUAUAUCAGUAAAUAAUCUAAAAACUGAGGUCAUAUUAACUGUUGUGAUCUUGUUCAUUCUAGAGAAAACAGAGAUAGAAAUUUUGUCAAAAGUGUUCGUGUAACCGUUUUUUCGAUACUGUGUCCAAAAUGGAAUCUCUGUCUGCAAUUUUGUGUGGAAAGGAAAGCAUUAAAAUGGAAAAUCGGCUGGUACAAGAACCAGGUCCAGGUGAAGUGCAACUAUCGAUGCGCAAUGUUGGACUCUGUGGGUCCGAUGUGUACAUUUUCAAGAAUGGCAGUCAUGGAACUCAUAGAAUUGGUGGAUCAGGCAUUUUGGGUCACGAGGCAAGUGCCGUCGUCACAAAGGUUGGAGAAGGUGUAUCAAGACUAAAAGUUGGGGACAGAGUUGCCUUAGAACCUGGGGAAGCGUGCAAUAAGUGCAAGAAUUGUCUCAAAGAUGUCCGAAAUAUGUGUCUCACAGAGAAACCAUUUGACGGUAACACAUCUAAAUAUGACGGUUACAUCACCCGAUGUAAACUAAUGCGAGCAGACUACUGUUACAAAUUGCCUGACAAUGUGACGGACGAAGAAGGCGCACUGAUGGAACCCCUGGCUGUUGCUGUCCAAGACUGCAGACGUGCAGGUGUGGAGGCGGGAAGAUCUGUUCUCGUGCUUGGAGCAGGAACCAUAGGAUUGCUUUGUAUGAUGACUGCAAAAGCUAUGGGAGCUACAAAUGUUUGUAUUACUGAUGUUGUUGAGGAGAGACUCAAGCUAGCAAAACAGUUGGGAGCUACGCACACACUCCUCACUGCCUCACCUGAUAUGGAUUCCACCGUCCAAGAGAUUCAUACUCUGAUGGGGGAAAUGCCAGAUAUCACCAUUGAAUGCACAGGAAAUAUUUUCUGUCAACGGCUAGCAAUAAUGUCCACAAUACCAGGUGGAUGUGUCGCCAUUGUAGGAUACGGAGCGGAGGAAGUGACCUUACCUUUGGCAGUGAUGUGCCAACGACAAAUUGACUUGAGACCCUCUUGGAGAUACGAUAAACAUUGCUAUCCUAUAGCCAUAGAUUUGGUAGCGUCUGGUAAGAUCAACGUGAAGCCGUUGGUAACACAUAGGUUUUCCAUUGAACAGACAAACGACGCCAUUCAUGUAGCAGCAAGUCGUAAACCGGGAGUCCUUAAAUGUAUGGUCAAAUGUAACGAAUGAUAUUGAUUGUUAAUCUGAAAGAAAAGAGAUAUCUAGUGCUAAAACGCUGGGGACAAAACAGAACAUAUCUGAAGGAGAACCCGGGAAGUGUGUUUAUGCCUCUUUUGCACUUACAAUAUAAUGAUGAUACGGAUGUGAAAAUACUGUAUAUUGUUGGCUAAAUGAUAUCUGUAAAUUAUAGAUUCAAAAUAAAAGUAACAAGUGUUA
This is a messenger RNA of Mercenaria mercenaria, 1600 nucleotides long. RefSeq names its product sorbitol dehydrogenase-like. The record is from RefSeq and is a predicted model, not a curated record. Bases 338 to 1393 code for a protein of 351 amino acids. Lineage: Eukaryota; Metazoa; Mollusca; Bivalvia; Venerida; Veneridae. Gene Ontology annotation, molecular function: L-iditol 2-dehydrogenase (NAD+) activity. Gene Ontology annotation, biological process: D-sorbitol catabolic process. The transcript is spliced from 9 exons.